UUUUUCCAGGCUGUGUGUAAAAAAUCGGCAAAAUCAACGCAGCAGCUUAAAUAUACAUACAUAGUUGAAGUUGAAAACGCGUAAACAGCGCGCGCGACAAAACAUAAAAUCAACAAACAGCAAACGAGAAUGGCACCAAUGCCCAGCAUGAAAGGCGUCAAGCCCAAUACAAACUUCCUCUAUGCUGAGGCUGAUUCACCGGGCGAUACAAGUCCAACGCCCUCAACGCCGCCCUCCAGCACAGCAGAUGCCGCCAAAUCACAAUGUUCCUCACUCUCGGACGGUGAAUCAUAUGAGGGCUAUGGCGAAAACGAAGUGCGCGGCCAGCACCAUCAUCAACGCACUGCAUCUAGUGCAUCGGCCGGCUUGUUACGCAACGAUGUUGCCAACAAUAAUGGCAGCAGCAGCAGUACGGUCGCCGGUGGCAGUAGCGUUGGCGGUGUGGAAUUAGAGCUGGCGCCACAUGACAACGCUACUACGACGCCAAACAACGAUGACGAGUUGAGCAUCAUUCCACGCGACAAUUGGGCACGCAUGAGUCUACGUCGCACCACCACCUCAUCUAGCAAUCCUGACAGUCUAACGAAUCGUCGUUGGGGUUCUAUGAGACAGUAA
This is a messenger RNA of Rhagoletis zephyria (snowberry fruit fly), 615 nucleotides long. RefSeq lists its product as uncharacterized. NCBI's taxonomy places the organism in Eukaryota, Metazoa, Arthropoda, Insecta, Diptera, Tephritidae. The record is from RefSeq and is a predicted model, not a curated record.